This is a messenger RNA of Plasmodium yoelii, 828 nucleotides long. Its product is annotated as PIR protein. Bases 1 to 828 code for a protein of 275 amino acids. The record is from RefSeq and is a predicted model, not a curated record. The transcript has 3 exons. NCBI's taxonomy places the organism in Eukaryota, Apicomplexa, Aconoidasida, Haemosporida, Plasmodiidae.
AUGUCUUCUAAAGUGUGUGGUGUAAUUAGUGUGAUCGAUAAUAAUAUUGUCUUCGAUCACAAUUCUCAAAAAUAUACGUUUAAUGGUAAAUUAAUCAAUAACUAUUGUCCUAAUAACUGUAAUAAUGACGACGAAAAAGUUAGUUCUGCUUUUAUAGCAUUGGUAACUUUACUUAAUGGUAUUGAUGAUAAGGAAAAUAUAGGGAAUGAUAAGCUUGCUGAAUAUGCUAUUUUAUGGUUAAGUUAUAUACUAAAUCAAAAAACACAAAAUGGAACCACCAAAUUAAACGAUUUUUAUACUAAUCAUAUAAAAAAUAAUAGUCAAUAUGAUCAGUAUAUAACUACUGAUAGUGGUAAUAAGAUUAAUAAGGAUGUUAUAGAAAAAAAACAAGAUUUGAUGAAUAUGGAAAUUAAAGAUAUAUAUAAUUUUUAUGAUGUAUUUAAAUCACUAUGUAACAUGUAUAGUGAAAUUAAUGAAACAAACUACCAAUGCAAUAAAUGUUUAAAAAAUGCUGGAGAAUUUUUUGAAAAAUUUGAAAAAAUUAAUAAUGUUUAUGGUACUACUGAAGGAAGUUAUUAUUUAGAACUAUUGUCUAGUUUAUCAACUGAGUAUGAUAAAUUUAAAGAGAAAUAUCAUAGUCUUGGAUGUAAUAAUUCCUCACCACCUGUAGCUUGUCCACGAAGUUCGGUAACAAAAAAUACAUUAAUUACAAUUGCAAUUAUAUUUUUUGCAGCAUCAAUUUUAUUGGGAGUUUCUUAUAAGUAUUCGUUAUUUGGAUUUCGGAAACGACCUCAAAAACAACAUUUAAGAAAAAAGCUAAAAAAAUAA